CUAAAGUUUGCAGUCCGUUCAAUCAUCAAAGUGAAAAGUGUAAGUUGAAAGCUACGGAAUUUUUCAUCAAUCUUUAGAAAGGCAAAAAAAAACCCAAAAAAUUACUGUGAAAAAAACUACAAAAUCUUCCGAAAAAACAGAAAAGCUCCACCACCCCCACCACCAGAAAGGAAUAAGGAAAACACCCCUUUUUGGCCAAAGAGGGUGGCUAAUAAACAACAACCACUGAAUAGUAAACAGAGAGCAAGUUAUACGUGGUGUAGUAAAAGAGAGCAGCACGAGAGAGAGAGAGAGAGGCUAAAAACAAAACAGCUGUUUAAGUUAUUUUUGUUUAUUUCGCAAGUAGACAAAUUUAUUGAAUCAGAGUGUGUUGAAUAUUAAAUCAGCAGCAACAUGUCCUAUCGUAUGAAAGCAACAAAAUGUCCCACAGAUGAGCUGUCGCUGACGAACAAGGCCAUCGUCAACGUUAACGAUUUUCCGGAUGAUGUUAAGUAUGCGGAUAUUUCUCCGGGACCUGGGCAGCAUUACAUCUUUGCCUUAGAGCGCACGGCAGAAGUGCCACGCGGUCAUAUUGGAUUCUCCUUGGUUCAGCGCAAGUGGGCCACACUUUCUAUCAAUCAAGAUAUUGACAUACGUCCAUAUCGCUUUGAUGGCCAUUCAGAUGUUAUUACCAUGGUCUCAUUCGAGACUGAUUUCUUGCAAAAGAAAAUAACUUCCCAAGAGCCUUACGACUCCGAUUUAAUGGCUAAGGAUUUCUUAAUGCAAUUUGGUGGCAUGGCCUUAACCGUUGGCCAAACGCUGGUUUUUAGCUUCCAAGACAAGAAGCUUUUGGGUUUAGCAGUCAAAACUCUCGAGGCUAUUGACCCAAAGGCUCUAGGCGAAGGCAAGGAAGCAGCCACCCGUUCUGUGCGAUUCGGACGCAUUACUGGCAACACCAUUGUUCAGUUUGAGAAAGCUGAAAAUUCUUCUUUAAAUCUACAAGGCAAAUCCAAGGGUAAAAUUGUAAGACAGUCGAUUAUAAACCCAGAUUGGGAUUUCGGCAAAAUGGGUAUUGGUGGUUUGGAUAAGGAGUUCAAUGCCAUCUUUCGACGUGCAUUUGCUUCUCGAGUCAUUCCACCAGAAAUUAUUGAGCAAUUGGGCUGUAAACACGUUAAGGGUAUUCUAUUGUAUGGUCCACCUGGUACCGGCAAAACAUUGAUGGCCCGUCAAAUUGGCACCAUGUUAAAUGCCAGGGAGCCUAAAAUUGUAAAUGGUCCACAGAUUUUGGAUAAAUAUGUUGGUGAGUCAGAAGCCAACAUUCGUCGCUUAUUCGCUGAGGCCGAAGAAGAAGAAAAGAGGCUUGGCCCCAACAGUGGUUUACACAUAAUUAUUUUUGACGAAAUCGAUGCAAUUUGCAAGCAACGUGGUUCUGUUGCUGGCAACAGUGGUGUUCAUGAUACCGUGGUCAAUCAGUUGUUGGCCAAGAUUGAUGGUGUCGAGCAAUUGAAUAAUAUUCUAGUCAUUGGUAUGACCAAUCGUCGUGACAUGAUUGACGAUGCCUUACUGCGUCCUGGUCGUUUGGAAGUUCAAAUGGAAAUCAGUUUGCCCAAUGAGCAGGGUCGUUGUCAAAUUCUAAAUAUCCAUACUAAACGUAUGCGUGAUUUCAAUAAGAUUGCUGCAGAUGUAGAUUGCAAAGAACUUGCUGCCUCCACCAAGAAUUUCAGUGGAGCUGAAUUGGAGGGUUUGGUGCGUGCUGCCCAAUCUACUGCUAUGAAUCGUCUAAUUAAAGCCGAUGCCAAAGUAACUGUUGACCCAGAGGCUAUGGAAAAACUGAAAGUUACACGUGCUGAUUUCUUCCAUGCUUUAGAAAAUGAUAUAAAGCCAGCUUUUGGCACUGCUAUGGAAGUUUUGGAAACUAUGCUGACCAGAGGUAUUAUUAACUGGGGACAACCUGUGUCUCACAUUCUGGAGGAUGGCAUGUUGUAUGUUCAACAAGCCAGAGCUACCGAGAGCUCUGGUCUAGUAUCAGUAUUGAUUGAGGGUCCUCCCAAUUCGGGUAAAACUGCUCUGGCCGCAAAAUUGGCUCAAAUGUCCGACUUUCCAUUUGUUAAAGUAUGCUCGCCUGAAGAUAUGGUGGGCUAUACAGAGUCGGCCAAGUGUUUACACAUUCGAAAGAUUUUCGACGAUGCUUACCGCUCUAUGUUAAGUUGUAUUGUUGUUGAUAAUGUUGAACGUCUAUUGGACUAUGGUCCAAUUGGGCCACGUUAUUCCAAUUUGACAUUGCAAGCAUUAUUGGUGUUACUUAAGAAACAGCCUCCUAAGGGUCGUAAAUUACUUAUAUUGGUUACUUCCAGCCGACGGGAAGUCCUGGAGGAAAUGGAAAUGUUGACUGCAUUCACAUCUGUUCUACAUGUACCUAACAUAUCUCUUCCUGAACAUGUUGUUGCUGUUUUGGAGGAUUGCGAUAUAUUCAGCAAGGGCGAGUUACAAGCUAUUGGCAAAAAGAUGGCUGGCAAGAGAGUUUUUAUUGGCAUUAAAAAACUGUUGGCCCUUAUUGAUAUGAUAAGGCAAACCGAGCCCCAGCACAGGGCUAUUAAAUUCUUAUCGAAAAUGGAAGAAGAGGGUGGUUUGGAUAUGGCGAAACACUAACUACAACGUACAAGUUUCAACAUGUCCGUGGUGGAGCUCAACGAUGUUUUCUAAAGUAUGAUUACCUAUUUAAAUUUAUUGUAAGUUAAAAAGACAGACAACAGAUAUACAUAAUGAAAUCUAUUUAACAAAAUAUCUUCACUAUCUAUCUAUCUACCUAUCAUAAACAACGCUACUAACAAACAAAAUAUAUAGAAUUAUAUAUAUAUAUAUUACAACACCAACAGACAUACAACAUAUAUUGACUCGAACAAGCUAGAAGAUGGAUUGAUUUGAAAAGUUGAGCUAAAACAAUUGUUGCUAAAUAUUAAGAAGAAAAAAACAAAUAUACAAUACACUUACACUUAAUUCAGAGAAUAUCCUA
Molecule: messenger RNA, 2992 nt
Organism: Stomoxys calcitrans (stable fly)
Lineage: Eukaryota; Metazoa; Arthropoda; Insecta; Diptera; Muscidae
Product: vesicle-fusing ATPase 1
Exons: 10
Coding region: 394-2628 (744 amino acids)
Biological process (GO): Golgi to plasma membrane protein transport; intra-Golgi vesicle-mediated transport; SNARE complex disassembly
Cellular component (GO): Golgi stack
Molecular function (GO): ATP hydrolysis activity; ATP binding
Source: RefSeq, a predicted model, not a curated record